Messenger RNA from Phragmites australis (common reed), 1769 nucleotides. RefSeq names its product UPF0481 protein At3g47200-like. Bases 570 to 1769 code for a protein of 399 amino acids. The record is from RefSeq and is a predicted model, not a curated record. NCBI's taxonomy places the organism in Eukaryota, Viridiplantae, Streptophyta, Magnoliopsida, Poales, Poaceae. The transcript has a single exon.
UGAGGGGUCUUCUAAUAACUAAAAUUAUUUUUAUUUAUACAUUACAGAGCUUUGUACGUGAAAAGUGUGUAAUUUUACAUUAUUACUUUUUUGAACUGAACGUCGUAUCACACUAAUAGUAAGCGUUGGAGGCUUGUAGCUAUCUUUUAAUAACACUUUGCUAUAGUUUUAUUAAAAGACAAAAGGAGGCAUGAGUCUUGGGAAGCUCUCAGUUUGAGAACAAGUCACAUGUGCACCUUAAUUAUAUUUUUGUCUUAGAUAAAUUGCACACCAUUUUCAGUAAAUGUACUGUUAUACUCUUAAGUAUACCUCUAUUUCCCUUCUAUUCACUUAGCCGACGAACAUGUCUCGGAGGACUACGUGAAGUUCGUGGAGAAGAGGAUGAAUCGUGCGGUCCUUCCGAAAUACGGCGGCGAGUUUGAACUGCCGCCGACCAUCUACACGGUCCCUCCGGAGAUGAGAGGUGGCAACGACGGCGCGUACCGUCCCGUCGCUGUCGAGAUCGGACCGAUCAUCCACGUCGAGGAGGAUAAUUUCAGCCGGGACUACACACUCCUUGAGGAGUACAAAUGGUGCUGCGUGCGCCGGCUCAUCAGCAGGCACCAUCUUCUCCAGGAGCCUGCCCGCGGACACCAACGCUCCUGCGCAGGUGCCUGGACGCCUUGAAAAGCGUUCAGCCGCGCAUCAGGGCGUCCUACCCGCGGAACAUUGAGGAUCGGUGCGAUGUUGGAGACAUGGUGCUCACCAUGCUGCUGGAUGGAUGCUUCAUCCUCCACCGCCUGCUCAAGUACGCACGCAUCGCUAGAAGAGAAGCCGCUGCUUCUGCCCCGGCAGCAGCCCGAGGCAGAAACGACGAGGAGGAGGAGGAGGACGAUGAUUGGACCCAGGUGUUCGGGAGGUGCUGGGUCUGGAGUUUCAUCACCUGCGACCUGUUGCUGCUCGAGAACCAGAUCCCUUUCUUCGUCGUGCAGAAGCUGUUCGAGCAGCUCCGGACGGACCCCGACGAGACCAGCGACGUCCUCGUGGCCGGCGCCCUACGCCUCUUCCGCUCCCUCCGGCCGCAGAUGCUGCACUCCUCGCGCAUCGCCUGCCGCGAUGUGCACCACCUCCUGCACCUCUUCUACCUCUCCGUCGGGAAGCUGGCCGCGGCACCUGGCGUCCCACGCCAACACAUCGAGCUGCCGUCGGAGCUCCCGCAGUGGGUGCCGUGCGCCAAGGAGCUGGAGGAAGCCGGUGUCAAGUUCCGAGCGAGGCAGGGUGCAACGAGCUUCCUCGACGUGGAGUUCCACGGCGGCGUCCUGGAGAUCCCGACGCUGCAGCUGUACGACUACAGCGAGCCCCUGCUUCGCAACCUUAUCGCCUUCGAGCAGACCUACCCCUUCACGCCCGGCCACGUCACCGCCUACGCCAUCUUCAUGGACUGCCUCGUGUCUUCGCCGGAGGACAUGAGGCUGCUGCAACUCAGCGGCGUGCUGGUGAACCAGAUGAACGGCGCGCGGAACCGGGACGCUGCUGGGUUCUUCGGCCGUCUCUGCCACGAGGCCCACCUAGCUGCGGACCGCAACUACCUCGCAGGAGUGAUCACGGGGGUGAACAAGUACCAGCGGGCAAGGUGGCCCCGGUGGCGCGCGGCCCUGGUGCGCAACUACUUCAGCAACCCGUGGGUGGUCACGUCGCUCGCUGCCGCCGUGUUGCUGCUUGUGCUAACCAUGCUGCAGAGCUUCUUUGCCGUGUAUGGCACAGUAAACGGCAGAGAAAUACUAAAUUGA